Molecule: messenger RNA, 1100 nt
Organism: Stegodyphus dumicola
Lineage: Eukaryota; Metazoa; Arthropoda; Arachnida; Araneae; Eresidae
Product: solute carrier family 22 member 3-like
Biological process (GO): transmembrane transport
Cellular component (GO): membrane
Molecular function (GO): transmembrane transporter activity
Source: RefSeq, a predicted model, not a curated record
UCCGCAUUGGUUCGAAAUUUAACUUGCUUCAUAAUUUUAAGGACCAUUAACGGUUGUCUAUUCCCUACAAUGUUCCAACUGCCGUUAAUUAUCAUGCUCGAAAUUGUCUCACCAGAAUCACGCAGUCGAAUAAACGGGAUAGUGCAUUGUUUCUGGACUUUCGGACUUUGCUUAUUGGCUCUCAUUGCAUUCCUCACAAGAAGCUGGCUAUCACUAAGUAUCACAACUAGCUGUAUUGCUCUUAUUCCUUUCCUUUAUUUAAGAUUUUUUCCCGAAUCGCCAAGCUGGUUAAUAACAAAUCAGCGAUAUGGAGAGGCGUUAACAAUUGUGAAGGGAAUUAGUGAAAAGAAUGGGAAAACCAAAGAUUCAGCUACUCUGAAGGCACUGAUUGAGAAACUGGGUGAAAGGUGCAGGACGAAGCAGGAAGUAGACAUAAAACACUCUACUUUGGAUAUCCUGAAGUAUUCUAAGUUGAGGAAAAUAUUUAUCACACUCAGCAUCAUGUGGGCAACUGUGUAUCUAGCUUACUAUGGUCUUCAAUUGAACAUAUAUAACUUAAUGGGAAACGAAUUCGUUAACUUUUCCAUUCUCUCACUGGCAGAAAUACCUGGAUGUAUUAUAUGUUGGUACAUGCUAGAUCGCUUUGGAAGAAGGUUUACUUUAGCUACCAACUUCAUUUUCAUGGGAUUGGCAUGCCUUUUGCCUUUAGCAGAGCAUUUAUAACAAAUUCAUUCCUUUUAUGACGAUUGGGAUUCUCUGCUUAUUGGCUGCUGUCGUAUCCACACUACUACCGGAAACGUUAAAUAAAAACCUGCCUCAGACUAUUAAUGAUGCUAAAGAAUUUGGGAAGAAUCAAAAAUUUUUUGCACUCAACAGAAAGAAACCGCAAGUCGGAGAAGAAAAAGAAAUGCAAAAUUUAACACAGCUGAUUUAAGUCUGGAAUAUAUUACAAUGGAAAAAAAUUGUGUCUUCCUUCUGCUCUAAAAGUUGAAAACAUCAAAUAUUUGACACCGAAAAGAGAUACUAUUUUCUACCUUAGCUCCCUAUUUUUCGACCUACAUUUUGUACUCUUUUCAUAAGAUAUAAAACUCAAAAAGUAA